Messenger RNA from Molossus molossus (Pallas's mastiff bat), 2818 nucleotides. It is a transcript of the gene TFIP11, whose product is annotated as tuftelin interacting protein 11. Gene Ontology annotation, molecular function: nucleic acid binding. The transcript is spliced from 13 exons. Gene Ontology annotation, biological process: spliceosomal complex disassembly. Gene Ontology annotation, cellular component: U2-type post-mRNA release spliceosomal complex. NCBI's taxonomy places the organism in Eukaryota, Metazoa, Chordata, Mammalia, Chiroptera, Molossidae. Bases 225 to 2741 code for a protein of 838 amino acids. The record is from RefSeq and is a predicted model, not a curated record.
GACUCGGCCACGCGGGGAGCGGGUGCGAGUGCUCGGGCUGGUCGCGGAGGCCGGGAGAGGGGCCUGGGUCGGCUUGGAACCGAGCCUGAACCGCGAAGCCCGGACUGCAGGGGAGGGAGACGCCGAGCCUUAGCUGCAAGCCCACCCGGCCCCCAGGUUUGCCAGCAGCGGAGCUUGGGGCAGCUGCUCGCCUGGGAGCCUCGUUUUCCUUACCGUGACUGGCCAUGUCACUGUCCCACUUGUACCGGGAUGGGGAUGGCCACAUGGAUGAUGACGAGGAUGAGAGAGAGAACUUUGAGAUCACUGACUGGGAUCUGCAGAAUGAGUUCAACCCCAACCGCCAGCGGCAUUGGCAGACCAAGGAAGAGGCCACCUACGGAGUGUGGGCAGAGCGGGACUCGGAUGAAGAGAGGCCCAGCUUUGGAGGCAAACGGGCCCGCGACUACUCUGCGCCAGUCAAUUUCAUCAGUGCGGGGCUCAAGAAAGGGGCAGCAGAGGAGGUGGAGCUGGAAGAUUCUGACGAUGAAGAGAAACCUGUUAAGCAGGAUGAAUUUCCUGCUAAGGAUUUUGGACCAAAGAAGUUAAAAACGGGUGGUAAUUUCAAACCCAGCCAGAAAGGUUUUGCAGGAGGAGCCAAGUCGUUCAUGGAUUUUGGCAGCUGGGAAAGACACACAAAAGGAAUUGGACAGAAGCUUCUGCAGAAGAUGGGCUAUGUCCCUGGAAGGGGCCUCGGGAAGAACGCACAGGGUAUCAUUACCCCAAUUGAAGCCAAACAGAGAAAAGGAAAAGGUGCUGUGGGAGCUUAUGGCUCAGAACGGACCACUCAGUCCCUGCAGGACUUCCCUGUGGUUGACUCCGAAGAAGAGGCAGAAGAGGAGUUUCAGAAGGAGAUGAGCCAGUGGAGGAAGGACCCCAGCGGAAGCAAGAAGAAGCCCAAAUACUCUUACAAGACAGUGGAAGAGUUGAAGGCCAAGGGCAGGAUUAGCAAGAAGCUCACCGCUCCCCAGAAGGAGCUUUCUCAGGUCAAGGUGAUAGACAUGACCGGCCGGGAGCAGAAGGUCUACUACAGCUACAGCCAGAUCAGCCACAAGCACAACAUCCCCGAUGACGGGCUGCCACUGCAGUCACAGCAGCUGCCACCACCCGGCAAAGAGGCCAAGGCCCCGGGCUUCGCGCUGCCGGAGCUGGAGCACAACCUGCAGCUGCUCAUCGACCUCACGGAGCAGGAGAUCAUCCAGAACGACCGGCAGCUGCAGUACGAGCGGGACAUGGUGGUCAACCUGUCCCACGAGCUGGAGAAGAUGUCAGAGGUCCUGGAGCACGAGGAGCGGGUCAUCUCCAACCUCAGCAAAGUCCUGGAGAUGGUGGAGGAGUGCGAGCGACGCAUGCAGCCCCACUGCAGCCAUCCCCUCACCCUGGACGAGUGCGCCCACAUCUUCGAAACCCUGCAGGACAAGUACUACGAGGAGUACCGGAUGUCUGACCGCGUGGACCUUGCCGUGGCCAUUGUCUACCCGCUCAUGAAGGAGUACUUCAAGGAGUGGGAUCCCCUCAAAGACUGCACUUACGGCACCGAGAUCAUCUCCAAAUGGAAAAGCCUCCUGGAGAAUGACCAGCUCCUGUCCCACGGGGGGCAGGACCUCUCGGCAGAUGCGUUUCACAGGCUGAUAUGGGAAGUCUGGAUGCCUUUUGUUCGAAAUAUUGUCAACCAAUGGCAACCAAGGAACUGUGAGCCGAUGGUGGACUUCUUGGAUAGCUGGGUGCACAUCAUCCCCGUGUGGGUCUUAGAUAACAUACUGGACCAGCUCAUCUUCCCCAAGCUGCAGAAGGAGGUGGAAAACUGGAACCCACUGACGGACACUGUCCCCAUCCACUCUUGGAUCCACCCGUGGCUUCCCCUCAUGCAGGCGCGCCUGGAGCCUCUGUAUUCCCCCAUCCGCAGCAAGCUGUCCAACGCCCUGCAGAAGUGGCAUCCCAGCGACUCCUCUGCCAAGCUCAUCCUCCAGCCCUGGAAAGAUGUCUUCACCCCUGGCUCCUGGGAAGCAUUCAUGGUCAAGAAUAUUGUGCCAAAGCUGGGGAUGUGUCUCGGAGAGUUAGUCAUUAACCCCCACCAGCAGCACAUGGAUGCUUUUUAUUGGGUCAUCGACUGGGAAGGGAUGAUCUCCGUCUCCAGCCUGGUGGGGCUUCUUGAAAAGCACUUCUUCCCUAAAUGGCUUCAGGUGCUAUGCUCCUGGCUCAGUAACAGCCCAAAUUAUGAGGAGAUCACCAAGUGGUACCUGGGCUGGAAGUCCAUGUUCUCAGACCAAGUGCUGGCACACCCAUCCAUCAAGGACAAGUUCAAUGAAGCCCUUGAUAUCAUGAACAGGGCAGUGUCCUCCAACGUUGGUGCCUACAUGCAGCCUGGAGCACGAGAGAACAUCGCCUACCUCACCCACACGGAGCGGAGGAAGGACUUCCAGUACGAGGCCAUGCAGGAGCGCCGGGAGGCUGAGAACAUGGCCCAGAGGGGCAUUGGCGUGGCCGCCAGCUCCGUGCCCAUGAACUUUAAGGACCUCAUUGAGACCAAGGCUGAGGAGCACAACAUCGUCUUCAUGCCUGUCAUUGGGAAGCGACACGAAGGGAAGCAGCUGUACACCUUCGGCCGCAUUGUCAUCUACAUUGACAGGGGGGUGGUGUUUGUCCAGGGUGAGAAGACCUGGGUGCCCACCUCCCUGCAGAGCCUGAUUGACAUGGCCAAGUAGGCUGCGGCAGGCCCAGGGCGGCGGGCACCUGCCCCAGAGGGGCACAUUUCUGACUAAAUGAUAUUUUAAACCAUCUU